CCUCGCUCCCGCGCCCCCACGCAAGCGCACUCUCUCGCUCUCUAGCCGCGCAGCCGAUACAAAUCGUGCGUGCCGGCGUCAGUCACGCCACGCACGGUGCGCGUCCACGCCGAGCGGAGCGGAGCUGAGCAGAGCAGGGCUUUGCUCGACCGGCAAUGGCGGGAGCCUGCUCGUGCGCCGGCCUCCUGGCGCUGUUCGUGCUCGCGUGCAUCGCCGACGCCGCGACCGCGCAGCUGCGGCAGAACUACUACGCCACCAGCUGCCCCAGCGCCGAGUCCACCGUGCGCUCCGUCAUCUCGCAGCACGUCCAGCAGAGCUUCGCCGUCGCGCCAGGCACGCUCCGCCUCUUCUUCCACGACUGCUUCGUCCGGGGGUGCGACGCGUCGGUGAUGCUGAUGGCGGCGAACGGGGACGACGAGAGCCACAGCGGCGCGGACGCCACGCUGUCGCCCGACGCCGUGGAGGCCAUCAACAAGGCCAAGGCCGCCGUCGAGGCGCUGCCCGGGUGCGCCGGCAAGGUCUCCUGCGCCGACAUCCUCGCCAUGGCCGCGCGCGACGUCGUCUCCCUGACCGGCGGGCCGAGCUACGGCGUGGAGCUGGGACGGCUGGACGGCAGGUCGUUCAGCAAAUCCAUCGUGAAGCACGUCCUCCCGGGCCCCGGCUUCGACCUCAACCAGCUCAACGCGCUCUUCGCCACCAACGGCCUCACCCAGUUCGACAUGAUCGCGCUCUCCGGUGCGCACACGAUCGGGGUGACGCACUGCGACAAGUUCGUGCGCCGGAUCUACACGUUCAAGCAGCGACUCAAGUACAACCCGCCGAUGAACCUCGACUUCCUGCGGUCGCUGCGCAAGGUGUGCCCCAUGAACUACCCGCCCACGGCGUUCGCCAUGCUGGACGUGACCACGCCCAAGACCUUCGACAACGCCUACUUCGACAAUCUCCGCUACCAGAAGGGCCUGCUCGCCUCCGACCAGGUGCUCUUCACCGACCGCCGCUCCCGCCCCACCGUCAACCUCUUCGCCGCCAACUCCACCGCCUUCUUCGACGCCUUCGUCGCCGCCAUGGCCAAGCUGGGACGGAUCGGGGUCAAGACCGGCAGCGCCGGCGAGGUGCGCCGGGUCUGCACCGCCGUCAACUAGCUUUCUAUUUCGGUCGUGUGUGCGUGUGCGUGCGUGUGGGUUAGCCUGGGUCGGUAGGGUCGUGAAUUACUUGUGAUGCAGCGCAGAUGCAGGGUGUUUUUGCUCGCGUGUGUGCGUUAGUGUGCUCAUACGCUACGUUUUGUGGUGGGAUUGUGUUAACCAUUCUUUGAUCGGGAUGUGGGAUGGAAUGGGUCUUAACGGAAAAUGGGACUAUUAGUCACAUGGUUACGCUGAAA
This is a messenger RNA of Hordeum vulgare subsp. vulgare (domesticated barley), 1378 nucleotides long. Its product is annotated as peroxidase 16-like. The transcript has 4 exons. Gene Ontology annotation, molecular function: peroxidase activity; heme binding. Bases 156 to 1142 code for a protein of 328 amino acids. Gene Ontology annotation, biological process: hydrogen peroxide catabolic process; response to oxidative stress. The record is from RefSeq and is a predicted model, not a curated record. Lineage: Eukaryota; Viridiplantae; Streptophyta; Magnoliopsida; Poales; Poaceae.